This is a messenger RNA of Xiphophorus maculatus (southern platyfish), 2701 nucleotides long. It is a transcript of the gene actr3b, whose product is annotated as ARP3 actin related protein 3 homolog B. The transcript has 11 exons. Bases 412 to 1425 code for a protein of 337 amino acids. The record is from RefSeq and is a predicted model, not a curated record. Gene Ontology annotation, molecular function: actin filament binding. Gene Ontology annotation, cellular component: actin cortical patch. NCBI's taxonomy places the organism in Eukaryota, Metazoa, Chordata, Actinopteri, Cyprinodontiformes, Poeciliidae.
ACCUCUCCAGUUACCGCGGGGUUCGGGAGAGGGGGUUCUGGGUUCUGCCUUCGACCCGGAAGUGCUCCUCUUACGCACGCACACGCAUCGCAAGGACGCUCUCUUCAUCAUUCCCGCACCCACCGGACACUCAGCGCGCAGUGCGGCGUGGACCGGACCAGACCGAACCGAACCGGAGCGGAACCGCAACAUGACCCUGCAGCUGCCGCCGUGCGUGAUAGACUGCGGGACUGGAACCAACCUGGGCUCCUUUGCGGUCUCCGCCUAGGCAUCGCCGUCAAGGAGUCGGCCGGCGUUGGAGAGCAGACCCAGAGGAGGCUGGCCAGAGGACUGGACGACCUGGACUUCUACAUCGGAGACGAAGCCAUCGAUAAACCCAACUAUGCAACCAAGUGGCCCAUCCGUCAUGGGAUGGUGGAGGACUGGGACCUGAUGGAGAAGUUCAUGGAGCAGGUCAUCUUCAAGUACCUGAGGGCCGAGCCAGAGGACCACAGCUUCCUGAUGACAGAGCCUCCUCUCAACACUCCUGAAAACAGAGAGUACCUGGCUGAGAUCAUGUUUGAGACCUUCAACGUACCUGGGCUCUACAUCGCAGUGCAGGCGGUGCUGGCUUUGGCGGCAUCCUGGACAUCUCGCCAGGUGGGACAGCGGACCCUCACCGGCAUCGUGAUCGACAGCGGAGAUGGAGUGACGCACGCCAUUCCUGUGGCCGAGGGUUACGUGAUUGGCAGCUGUAUAAAACACAUCCCCAUCGCAGGGCGAGACAUUACCUUCUUCAUCCAGCAGCUGCUCAGGGACAGAGAGGCGGGCAUUCCUCCGGAGCAGUCACUGGAAACCGCCAAAGCCAUCAAGGAGCGGUACUGCUACAUCUGUCCCGACAUCGUGAGGGAGUUCGCCAAGUAUGACUCCGACCCUGGGAAGUGGAUCAAGCAAUACCAAGGAAUCAAUGCAGUCACCAAGACCCCCUUCCACAUUGACGUGGGCUACGAACGCUUCCUUGGACCCGAGAUCUUCUUCCAUCCCGAGUUUGCCAACCCAGAUUUCAUGCAGCCCAUUUCUGAUGUCAUCGAUGAGGUCAUUCAAAGCUGUCCGAUCGAUGUGAGGCGGCCGCUCUACAAGAACAUCGUUCUCUCCGGAGGCUCCACCAUGUUCAGGGACUUUGGGCGGCGGCUGCAGCGAGACGUGAAGAGGACGACGGACGCCCGGCUGAGGUUGAGCGAGGAGCUGAGCGGAGGACGCAUCAAGCCGAAGCCGAUGGAGGUCCAGGUGGUGACCCAUCACAUGCAGCGCUACGCUGUCUGGUUUGGAGGCUCCAUGCUGGCGUCCACGCCCGAGUUCUUCCAGGUCUGUCACUCCAAGAAGGACUACGAUGAGAUCGGCCCCAGCAUCUGUCGACACAACCCCGUCUUUGGCAUCAUGUCCUGAUGGGGCCCGUCGUCAUGCUGUCUGCUCGGCACCGGAUGCCUAACUGUUAGCUUCGUGUGAUUCCUGUGAGCUUGUUAGCAUACUGUCUCUGCAGAAAGAAAGAGUUAGCAUGUUAGCUAGAAGGCAUGAUGAUCAUUCUGCUGCAGCAGAGAUGCCAUUUUAUUUAGACCACAGAUAGCUGCUGCUACCUAGCAGCUGAUGGUAGCUGUUAGCUGUUAUCUUCUGUUAUCUAUUAGAUGCAGCUAGCUGUUAACUAUUAGCUGUUGCCAUCUACCAGUUAGCCAUUGUGAGCUAUUAACUGCUGCGAUCUCUUAGUAGUUAGUCUCUGUGAGCUAUUAGCUGCCGCAAACUGUUAGAUGUUGUUAGCUGUUAGCUUCUGCCAGCUUUCAGCUGAUGGCAACUAUUACCUGUUGCCAGCUGUUAUUAGCUAAUACUAGCUAUGAGCCGGUGUUAGCUUUUAGCUGCUGUUAGCUGAUGCUAGUUGUUAGCGGAUAUUUGUUCUCAGCUGCUGCUAGCUGAUGUUAGCUAUCCUUCAUUUCUGAUGUAGUGCCGGGGUUUCCUGCUGCAGCCUCUCCUUCCUAAUUUCUUGUGGUUUCAUCGCGUCCUCUCAGGUGUUUCUCUUGGCUCCAGACCGGCUGCUGAAGCUCGAGAUGCCUCAGCAGGUGUAACUGAGCUAGAACUGGUAAAGGUUGAUCAGUUUCCCUUCUUUCUUCCUGAUUCUCUAUCAUCUAUCGUCAGGCUGCCUGCAGAGCUGCAGAUAUUGGGUCCUCUCUGACCACCCUGCUGGCUUCCUGGGGCCCUCCUCCCUCAUGUUUGUUCUCUCUAGCAGAGCUCUGGACCUUCAGUCUGGACCUUCAGUCAGCCAUAUUGGGCUGUGUUCUUUGUCAUGAGAUGUACACUAUCGGGUCUGCGAAUCUGCUCUAAUGUUUCUAAUCGAACUUCUGUCUUGGCUGGACGCCUCCAUCAGCUUCCUGCACUAAUCCUCCACAAGGGGGCGCUGUCCGGUUGGAUUCUUUGUAGAUGUUUUCUCACCAACCCUCUCAGUGAUGUUUUGAACAGAUCACCACACUGAUGCUGUACUGAAUACACCACAUGCAGAGAUGAACCAGAACCAGCAGGAGUUUGGACCUGUGUUAAAGGGAGAGUACAAAUUUUCUCAGCUGAUCCUGUUUGUUUUUCUGCUUCACCCACAGCUCUAAGAAUCUUUAUAUUUGUAAAGAAAUGAAAACUGACCUUUUUUGGAGAAAUUCUAAAGUCAAUAAAAUUUAAACACUCA